ACUUUUCAAAGCAGUAUUUUUCACAGCUUCACGUCAAGCAUUUCCAAAAUUUUUAUUUUACUACCCAAAAUACCCAAAACACUCAAAACCCAAAAAAUAAACAUAAAACCUUUCAUGCUGGUGACCUGCAGCUAAACAUGGCUCCCAGCAUAUUCUUUGUUCUCUUCUGGCGGAUUGGGGUCCAUCUUCUUUAUCCCUAUAGAUAUACGAAUCGCUCGAUUCAGGAUGCGCUUGGUGAUGACUAUAUACUGUGGGUCUCCAGCGAUCGAUUGCAAAACGAACAAUUGAUCAUGAUGCUGCUGCGUCAGUCGAUCGAAAAUUUUCUGAUAUUCAUAUUGAUUAUGGAAAUUAUGCGCUCGAUUCACGAAGGACGCGAACUGCCCUUUUUGUUACAAUGAGGGAUCCGUGUGUGCAAAAGCAGGAUUUGUUCAUACUAUAAUAUAUACAUCAAUUUUUUUUUUUGUAUAUUUUUGACAACUUUUUGCCUGUCUAUCAAAAGUAAACACGCCUCGAGUGUGGGGCACACAGCA
Drosophila virilis is the source of this 530-nucleotide messenger RNA. RefSeq lists its product as uncharacterized. Lineage: Eukaryota; Metazoa; Arthropoda; Insecta; Diptera; Drosophilidae. The record is from RefSeq and is a predicted model, not a curated record.